Alternaria postmessia is the source of this 891-nucleotide messenger RNA. RefSeq lists its product as uncharacterized. Gene Ontology annotation, molecular function: nickel cation binding. The transcript is spliced from 2 exons. Lineage: Eukaryota; Fungi; Ascomycota; Dothideomycetes; Pleosporales; Pleosporaceae. The record is from RefSeq and is a predicted model, not a curated record. The coding region runs from base 1 to 891 and encodes 296 amino acids.
AUGACACAACCGUCUUCAGAUGAGAAAGCCCUCCAGGAGGAGAUUGAAGAUCUUGAAAGACGUUUACACAAUGCGAAAGCCCGACUGAAUCCAGACAAUGUCCCAGCGACACAUUCAUCGCCCGCCAACGACGCAGCACUGCACGCUCUUCUUCUGCUCGCAGACUCUGCCCUGCCACUCGGCUCUUUCGCCUUUAGCAGCGGACUAGAGUCGUACCUCGCCCAUCACAAGCCGUCGCCGCCGUCGGCGUCACAGCUACCCGCGUUCCACACUUUCCUCCGCUUAUCGCUUUCGACCCUCGCAAGCACAUCGCUCCCCUACGUCCUGGCCGGCUACCGCCACCCAGAGGACAUUGAGACGUUGGACAAUGACUUCGACGCGAGUACACCGUGCACUGUUGCGCGACGGGCGAGCAUAGCACAGGGGCGCGCGUUACUUGCAGUUUGGGACCGCAGCUUUCGGACGCAGUACAACACGCCUAAGGACCACGCGUCUCAAGAUGCUAUGCAUGGAACAAUGAGUAGCGAAGCGGCUAUCAGCGCGCUCAAGUCGUUUUCCGCUGCCCUGCGUACUUCGGAACUCAUCAACGUGCAUCUCGCGCCGCUUUGGGGACUUGUUACUAGCAUUCUGGCCGUUCCGCUGCAACAAGCCGCCUACUUGUUCCUCUUCUCACAUGCGCGGACUGUAGUGAGUGCCGCUGUGAGGGCGAGCGUUAUGGGCCCUUACCAAGCGCAAGCGGUACUGGCAAGCGCCGAGCUGCAGGACAGGAUACGUGGGCUGGUUGAUGAGGGGUGGGACAAGACAGUCCAAGAUGCGGGGCAGAGUGUGCCAGUCAUGGAUCUUUGGGUUGGAAGACAUGAGAAGCUGUAUUCUAGGAUCUUCAACUCAUAA